ACUCACCGAGGCCACUUGAUGGCGAUACAGGCUUUUAUUCUGUGAGCACAGCUGCUCUGGAGUAUCUUGAUCUAUUGAAUGUACACAGUCAACUAAUUAUACACAUAUACAUUAUUGCAAUUUAAUAUUUAACACAUACUCGGUGAUCAUUUGUAUAAAAAGGAGGAAGUAUUACUUUGAUUUUUCAGGGACUGACACACAAACCUGUUAGAAGUAUCCAAAUAAUCUAAUAUAUAUAUAUAUUUUGAAAUAUGAAUUAAAAACCUUUAGACAUUUAUACAACAUGAACAGCUGCAGAUGAAUUAUACUUAAAAUAAAAUACAAAAUAAAGGUUUUCUGCAGAUCAGACACUGAGACUUUUAUUGUGAAGAGGCGGAAGCUUCUUGUUAGCACGGUGACGCUGUUAGCAUGUAGCCUCCUUUACCCCGGAAGUGAACAGAAGUCAGUAUCAGCUGUUCGUGCAGGAGCCGUGUUUGUGUUCGUGUGAAGAGUAAGAUGUCCUCCCAGGUCCGGCUGCGGCUGCUGCCCGGCGCCAGGUGUCUGUUCGACGAGCCGCUCCAGGUGACGGUGGCCGGCCUGAGGUCCCAGCAGGUGGUCGCCCUGAGGGCCAGGGCCACGGACGAGAAGGGGGUGGUGUUCAGCUCCUCGGCCACCUACAGGGCGGACGGGAGCGGGGAGGUCGACCUGGGCAGGGACCCCUCGCUCGGCGGCAGCUACGUCGGGGUGGAGCCCAUGGGUCUGCUGCGGGCGAUGAGGGCGGACGCCGUGCAUAAAAGGUUUCAGAAAACAAAUUCGCUGAACCCCCACGUGGUGAAGUUCUCUGUGCAUGAGUUGGAGGUGGAGGGGGAGGGCAGGAUGCUGGCAGAAGUGGCCAAUGAGAGGCUUCUGAUGGCGGACGGCGUCAGCAGGCGUCCUGUCCAAGAGGGGAACAUUCGCGGAGUCCUGUUUACUCCACCUGGGGAAGGUCCGUUCCCCGCGGUGUUGGACCUGUACACGUUCGGCGGAGGUUUAUCAGAGAAGAGAACGUCUCUGCUGGCCAGCCGGGGCUUCGUGGUUCUGACUGUGGCGCUGUACGGACAUGACGACAUGCCGAGGAACAUUAAAGAGGUUCAUCUGGAUUAUUUUGAAGAAGCAAUUGAGGUUUUAAAAAAGCAAGAUAAGGUGGGCAGUGGAGGAGUUGGUGUAAUAUCCCUUUCCAAAAGUGGAGAUCUUGCUCUCUCCAUCGCCUCGUACCUGCCGCACGUUGACGCCACAGUGUGGAUCAACGGCUGCAGCGCCAACACAGCGUUACCCCUCUACUAUAAGAAAAAACUCAUCCUCCCUCCGUUGAUGGUUGACUUCAAGAAGGUCGUUGUCACCGAGUCGGGCGCCUGCAUCACCAAGGACGCCAUGCACAGCCCCUGGGCGGAGGAGAACAAGGCCACCAUCGUCCCCAUUGAACGGGCGAAGGGACGCUUCCUGUUUGUAGCUGCGGAGGACGACCUGAACUGGGACAGCAAGGCGUACCUGGACCAGAUGGUGGAGAGGCUGAAGCUUCACGGGAAGCAGAACUUUGAAAGUGUUAGUUACCCCGAAGCAGGGCACUACUUGGAGCCCCCUUAUGGGCCCUACUGCCCCUCCAGCUUUCACGGGCUUAUGGGUAAACCGGUGGUGUGGGGGGGCGAGCCCAGGGCCCACGCGGCCGCUGAGGUUCACCUGUGGAAGAAGAUCCAGGAGUUCUUCAGAACCCAGCUGAGCUGUGAUGGGAGCACACAGAAUAAAGCCAAGUUAUAGAUCGUGGAACAAACAUCAAGUGCCUGAUUGUGCUUUGAUAGUUGAUGCACUUACUUCCUGUUGUUUUAUCACCUCGUCGUUGGCCAGAGACAUUCUGUUUCCUGGUUGUCAUCCAUCCGCCCCACUCUUGUGAACACGAUAUCUCAAGAACGCCUCAAGAUCAUUUCUUCACCUUUGCCACAGAUGUUAAGUUGGACUCAAAGAUGAAUUUAGAUUUUGGUGGUGAGAGGUGAAGGCAGCUGUGACCUCAAAAAACACAUUUCUGCCUUGUGAUACCUCAGGAACAGCUCCAGAGAAUCCUUUAGAAUGUGGUUCAACUUUCACUUGGACUCACAGAUGAAUUUAGACCUCACAGGAUUCUGGGAUAAAAGACGUCUGUAGACUGAAACUGCAGCAGUUGGCGGACGCGUACGACCACAGGGCCAGAAAUCUAUUUGUUUGUCUUUAACAUUGUUAGAUAGUGCAAGAGAAAUAAUAAUUUGAAAAAUCAGGCAUAUUGAAGGCACUGAUAUUUAGGAGUGUGUAUAAUUUGGUGCAGCUUGACUGAAUUGUAGGUUCCUGUUGUGCCUUGACUGAUUGUGUUACCCUGUGUGUGUGUGUUACACUGAGUGUGUGUUACACUGAGUGUGAGCUACAGAACAAACCAGACUGACAUUCUUGUAUCAUCGAACAUAUUUGUGCAACAACGCCAUCUGCACUGAAUCGUUAAAUGCAAGCGUCUCAUUCGUCAGCGGAGAUGAGCAGCGACAGCUACAACUCACCGUGUGACUCCGGCAGAAGAUGUGAACGCUGAUAAAUCGUCUCUCUUCUACGCCCACGUGUGAACUUUUGAACCUUCACUUCUUUAACUCGCGUCUCUUUCAUCCUCAUCGCGUUGGUUAAUCGCAUCUUUUACCAAAGGAGAAGAUCAAAGGAGGCUUAGAGAAGCCCAGUGUUCUGGAUGUGCCUAAAAUUAUACACAUCUGCAUCGUGACGUCUGCAGCAGCAGAAACAAACAUACUAUCACCACACGGCUGUUUUCUGACUGAACUGCAGUCCACCUUUUGACAGGAAGUCCAUCAAGAUGCUGUGUUAAACUGUGAUUGUAGCUGCAGGCUCCUCGUGCACACUGCGCUGAAACGGCUGUAUUUCUAAUGAGGAAAAGGAAACAGGAAGUGGAAACAAAUAGAGCAAACAUCCUGACACUCGAACAUGUGUUUUAACGUGACGUGAAUAUAUUUGAGGGUUGAUAAACAUUUACUGCCACGUGGGUUCAAACGGGAGUUUCAGACUUUCAGUUUUCUAACACGCGUUGUGGUCGAGUCUGGUUUUUCUCUAAUCAUCCGUGUUUUUGUGUCACGGAGCAAAGAUUCAAAGAAGAAGUAUUGUGUCGUAGCGAGAGAAACUUGAAUCAAGUUUGUAUGAUUAUGUUAAAACAUUGAACAAAUUUAAAAUGGAUAUGUGGGUUUUCUUUUUCGUAUCCCAAACUUUUUGUAUCCUGAUCUCCUUCCUACAACUGGACUGAAGAAGAAGGAUGUCACUGAAUUUGGAUUUUGUUCCUCAAUAAAUGUUGAUAUUGUAUUUAAUAAAAGUCAUUUCUAGGUGAUAUGAAAUAAAACAUUGAUUUUACAAGA
Messenger RNA from Hippoglossus stenolepis (Pacific halibut), 3386 nucleotides. Its product is annotated as acyl-coenzyme A thioesterase 1-like. Gene Ontology annotation, biological process: acyl-CoA metabolic process; fatty acid metabolic process. Lineage: Eukaryota; Metazoa; Chordata; Actinopteri; Pleuronectiformes; Pleuronectidae. The transcript is spliced from 4 exons. Gene Ontology annotation, molecular function: fatty acyl-CoA hydrolase activity. Bases 496 to 1773 code for a protein of 425 amino acids. The record is from RefSeq and is a predicted model, not a curated record.